GUAAGAGUCUGAGGUCAGAUUUGAACUUUAACUUUAGAAGCUGUAUUGAAUCAUCCUUAGACUUAGAAAAAUGACUUGUAAGUAAUUUAUUCCUUGUAGAAUCAUUUAAGAAAAUCAAUUGGCUACUACCCUUCCCCCCCCCCAAAGCUGGGCCAUCUUUUAAAUCAGUUCAUUCUUGGCAUUCAGAGUUAGACUGACCUGACCCUAACCCCUGGAUCAAUGCUAACAGGGCCUUGUUGAAAGCAUUCACUUGGAAAAUGGUUUUGUCAUCCCUGCAAGGCAGAGGCUGGUGACUUUUCCGGUGUGUUAAUGCAGACCUGACCCUCACCUGCUAAGGGAUGGCUUUUGCUGCCCUGCACUCAGUAAGGUGGGAGGAAUGCCUGCCCAUCUCCAUUACCCAGCAUUCCAGAACUUGAGAACACUUCACCCUAUCCUUCCUCAAGGAGGGACAGCUCCUAAUGUGGGCUUACUAGUAACUGUCCAAUCUCCAGUAGGAGAUUUUAAGCAAACUUCAAAGUAACCUCUUUGCGGAUACUGCUCAAUGGGGACAUUAACCCCAGUUAAGGAGAAUAAUCCCAGAAGGCACUGGCGUUGGCUGCUAGUAAGGCAGUCCUAAGGAAUCUGUGUGCUGAUUCUGGGACGUGUGCCCGGGGGUAAGCAGGGGCAUUCCUCUCACCCUCCACCUCCACUCUCCCCAAUUCCCGGCAGUGGGUGUCAAUGACAUGUGGUUGGAAUCCCGCAAGGCUCCCCGCCUGUGAUGAUGCCCCUGAUCGUUUACAGCGAGAAGCUGGAGAAAGUGAUUUUUCUCCCCUUCCCCUCACACACAAAGGCAAACCCCAGGCUCCCAGGCUUUCAGAGAAAGGUUCAUUUCACAGUGGGGCUGCAAAGCCAUGCGGGUGGUGGCUGUGCUGGCUCCUCCGCGCUUCAUCCAGGCGGGCGCCAACAGGCUGGGAAUGUGCGGGGUAGGGUCCUGAGCAGCUGCGGCAGCUGCGUCGGACCAAGAGUGCUCGCUCACACACACACACGCACACACACACACACACAAUCUCUCUCUCUCUCUCUCUCUCUCUCUCUCUCUCUCUCUCUCUCUCUCUCUCUCUCUCUCUCUCUCUCUCUCUCUCUCUCUCUCUCUCCCUCCCUCCAAUGGCUGCGCCUGGGCUUGGGAGACUGACUCGCCUUUGAUCAGACGUGCCUUCUUCAGCUGCGGAGCUCGCCAGUACAGUGCUCUGGGGUACACCGGCCGUGAACCCCAUUCUGCGGUAAAGCUGCCUGCAUUGAUUCCCAAUCAGCAGCCCGAGGCAUUGAGGAGGCGCGCUGGACCUCGGUCCGCCCAGCUAAACUGCGACUGCACAGCUUUGGGCUCUCUGAAAAGCUGGGCUGGCUUUCUCUGCCUAAUCAAUCAGGGGGCAUUGUCGCCCAGCAAGGCUUGGCCAGAUCUCUCUGCGCCCCUGCCCGCGUGAGCAAGUUCGGUGACUGGCUGUUUCCUUGUAUCCCAGGGACAGAGGCUGUCCUGCACCAAGCUCAGACUUGUGCUCCUCGCACUUUGGAGGCAGCUUGGAAAGGGGGAGCUGAAGCUGCUUCCAUUGACAGUACCCAGAGAGGGAGAGAGGGGGAGAGGGAGGGCAAGAAGAAGGAGGGAGGGGAAAGAGGCGAACCUUGAAUCACUCAGCAUCCCGUGGCUGGUUUCUCAGAUCCUAAGAAGGUUACUGUGUUGACUGAGACUUGGGCUGGGAACAUAGGAAGCAAUGCAAGUCUCCAUAGCUUGUACAGAACACAAUCUGAAGAGUCGGAAUGGUGAUGAUAGGCUUAUGAGCAAACAGAACACCACUGCCCCGAAUGUAGUGAAUGCAGCCCGGGCGAAAUUCCGGACAGUUGCUAUCAUUGCUCGAAGUUUGGGAACGUUCACCCCUCAGCAUCAUAUUUCUCUGAAAGAGUCAACCGCAAAGCAGACUGGCAUGAAAUAUAGGAAUCUUGGGAAAUCAGGACUCAGAGUUUCCUGCUUGGGCCUUGGAACAUGGGUCACAUUUGGAGGUCAAAUUUCAGAUGAGGUUGCUGAAAGACUAAUGACAAUUGCCUACGAGAGUGGCGUCAACCUCUUUGACACUGCGGAGGUCUAUGCUGCUGGCAAGGCUGAAGUGAUCCUUGGAAGCAUCAUCAAGAGGAAGGGAUGGAGGAGAUCCAGCCUGGUCAUAACAACCAAACUCUACUGGGGUGGAAAAGCUGAGACGGAAAGAGGAUUGUCACGAAAACACAUCAUCGAAGGACUGAAGGGUUCCCUCCAGAGACUGCAGCUUGAAUAUGUGGAUGUUGUCUUUGCCAAUCGGCCUGACAGUAACACACCCAUGGAAGAAAUUGUGCGAGCGAUGACCCACGUGAUUAACCAGGGGAUGGCCAUGUACUGGGGCACGUCAAGAUGGAGUGCGAUGGAGAUCAUGGAAGCCUAUUCUGUAGCAAGACAGUUCAACAUGAUUCCACCAGUAUGUGAACAAGCUGAGUACCAUCUUUUCCAAAGAGAGAAGGUUGAGGUACAAUUGCCGGAACUAUACCACAAGAUAGGGGUUGGGGCAAUGACCUGGUCUCCCCUCGCCUGUGGGAUCAUCUCAGGGAAAUAUGGCAACGGCGUGCCUGAAAGCUCCAGAGCAUCACUCAAGUGCUACCAGUGGCUGAAGGAAAAAAUCGUAAGUGAAGAAGGAAGAAAACAGCAAAACAAGCUAAAGGACCUUACUCCGAUAGCCGAGCGCCUGGGCUGCACCCUCCCUCAGCUGGCAGUUGCAUGGUGCCUGCGGAAUGAGGGAGUAAGCUCUGUUCUCCUGGGGUGUUCCAAUCCUGAGCAACUUAUAGAAAACCUCGGUGCCAUUCAGGUUCUCCCAAAGAUGACUUCGCAUGUGGUGAAUGAGAUCGACAACAUCCUGCGGAACAAGCCCUACAGCAAAAAGGAUUAUCGCUCCUAAUCCAUUGCAUGAGCCCAUGGAAGUGCAUGGUUAAACGAGGGGCUUGUCCGCAGGUCCGAACUGUACCAACAUCCAGUCAUCCGAGUCCCUUAGCAGCCUCUAGCGUUCCCGGAUCCUCCGCGGUGUCUGCUGUUGCUACCGCGUGCGCCGACAUCCGAAAGCACAUCGAAGACUUCACCACCGACAAUAGCGAUUCUAUUUUCUUAUCUAUGACUAAAGCGUCGAUCCCUGCGUUGUUGCUCUGUGUACCUCAUGCUUAUGCAAUGAAAAGUAGAUGGAAUAUAUCCAUAUAUUAAAAAAGAUUUAUAACCUUCAGGUCUUCGGUAACAUAAAGAAGGCUGUACAGAUCUAUUUUUUCAAAUGAACAAAACCCACAGAUGCGAUUGUGAGAACUUAAAACGGACGGAUGACUCGGCUAGAAAGGCUUGGUGAGGCUUAGGAAGCAGGCAUCAUUUCGGGUCUCUUUUUUUCUAAAAUCAAGUUUUCUUUCACUUGGUCAUUAACAGAGCUGUUCGUUAUUGUUUAUCCAGGGGGACCUGGGCACAUCCUGGCACAGAGUCCCCCCAGCAUGGAAACUCCCUCCCCCGAGGCGGAUUGGCAAUGUAUGCAUAAUAUAGUCCUAGCGGGUUCCCUGGGGCACAGAGAGAUGAAGUGACAUCUUGGCCACACAGCAAGGAUGUGUCUCAGGCAGGACUUGAACUCAGGUCUUUCCAAUUCCAAAGGCAGCCUCUCACUUGUCUGUGUUACCUUUCCUUUUGCAGUUUUAUCCGUUGCGGUUUCUCUGCCUUUGUCAGUGUUCAGUAAUGUUGUGUUCUUACAGAUUAAAUGAAGAGUUGUGAAGAGGAUGGAUCCCGUCAGAACUCCCCGGAGAUGUUAGGGUGACUUUAGAAAGGGAGAUGAGUGAGCCCUCUAUGGAAUCUUAGUUCUGAAUAAAUCAUAAGCCAAUGUAUGUAUCCGCAACAAAAUAUUCACUGUUGUCUCUAGUUGAUUCAAAGCUCUUCAUACAUUUGACUGCUUGUAGGUUUAGCUUCUGGAAGCUUCACUAGUUGAGCUUUUAAGACAUACACGUGCUCAGUUGCAAUUUAAUAUUAUAUAAUACCCAGAAAAAGCAAAUGUUCGACCCUAAAAGGAACAACCUAACGCUUAGUAUUGGGGAGAGAUGUCCCACGAAGCAGGUCCUGCCUUUCCUGGAGGUGCUGGGUCACCUAGGCAGUAGCCCCUGGUCAGUGUGGAACCAAUCCCUCACUGACCCAACCGAGAAAUAAGGGAAACCUUCCUUCCUGGCAACUCCAACCCCAACAGGCUCAUUAAGCCGUAGCAUGCAUGAGAAGCAGCAUGGGCUAAAAUCAAACCUGUCUGGUCAGGCACUGGUCAAGCUUGGACUUGAGCUGUGAUGCACCCUGUGGCUGAACGAACCCCUUUAUUGUUCCGUCAUCCCCCUAAUGGAAAUGCUGGGGGCUCCCCCCAUCCCUCAGAGGAGAGAAAGCCUGUCUUUGGGUUGGGGAUCCAGAAAUGAUCCCAUCACUGGGAAGAAGUACAACAUUUCAGCCUUCAUUUUCUCAGCAAUGGGACCGUGUCACUUUUAUAUGAACCCAAAGAACACGGGAUGGUAGAAUUAAUCUAGACUUAUAUUUACUUUCUUUACAGAGAUGAGAGGUUCACUGCUGAAUCUGAAAGGGUGAACGUGGGGCACCAGUCAUUUUUCUUUGAUGAUCACGAACCUGUAACUAUUUCACAGAGAUCAUUUUGUUCCCCAUUCCUGUCCUCAUCCACCCUGAGUGUCAGAUUCAUGAUGGAAAAAAAAAACAAACCACCUUUAAGAUUCAUUUUGUAUUCCAGCUGACAGUCUACCAUGUGUAUACAUCAGAUGUGGUGCCAUGUGUCAGGAACUGCAAUCUAUUUACUGUACAUUUGCUUGGAGAUAAUAAAAGUAUUUUGUGCAUCUUA
Monodelphis domestica (gray short-tailed opossum) is the source of this 4898-nucleotide messenger RNA. RefSeq names its product potassium voltage-gated channel subfamily A regulatory beta subunit 1 (gene KCNAB1). Gene Ontology annotation, cellular component: juxtaparanode region of axon; cytoplasm; voltage-gated potassium channel complex. The record is from RefSeq and is a predicted model, not a curated record. Gene Ontology annotation, molecular function: potassium channel regulator activity; transmembrane transporter binding; voltage-gated potassium channel activity. NCBI's taxonomy places the organism in Eukaryota, Metazoa, Chordata, Mammalia, Didelphimorphia, Didelphidae. Gene Ontology annotation, biological process: transmembrane transport; potassium ion transport; regulation of potassium ion transmembrane transport.